AUGUCGUCGCCUGUCAGUUUGAACAAGGUGGCUGCGCGGCGGUUGCAUGCCACGGCCCAGCAUCUGAAGCCAGCGACGUCUGCCGUGGCCGAGUCGUAUCCUACGAACCACGAACCAAUACAGUCGCCCGCAGACACACCGAACUUUCUCGACAACCAAUUCGUGGCCUCCAAGGCGACACAAUGGAUUGACCUGCACGAUCCUGCCACCAACAACUUGGUGACGCGCAUCCCACAGAGCACAGAUGAGGAGCUCAGGGCCGCUGUCGACAGCGCACACAAGGCGUUCAAGCCGUGGAAGGAGACCAGCUUGCUUCACAGGCAGCAGAUUCUGUUCAAGUACACACAUUUGAUCCGUGAGAACUGGGAUAGGCUGGCUGCUAGCAUUACGCUGGAGCAGGGCAAGACGUUUGGCGAUGCUCGGGGUGACGUCCUUCGUGGUCUGCAGGUUGCCGAGACUGCCUGCGGUAUCACCACCCAGAUGACGGGCGAGGUCCUCGAGGUUGCCAAGGACAUGGAGACGCGCAGUUAUAGGGAGCCAUUGGGUGUGGUGGCUGCCAUAUGCCCUUUCAACUUCCCCGCUAUGAUUCCCCUCUGGACCAUCCCUAUUGCCACUGUGACGGGUAAUACGUGCAUCAUCAAGCCCUCAGAGCGCGACCCAGGCGCUUGCAUGAUUCUUGCUGAGCUUGCUGAGAAGGCCGGCUUCCCUCCUGGUGUUGUCAACAUUGUUCACGGUGCGGCCAAGACGGUCGACUUUAUCCUCGACGAGCCCCGCAUCAAGGCCAUCAGCUUCGUGGGCAGCAACAAGGCUGGAGAGUACAUCUACUCGCGCGCGUCGGCCAACGGCAAGCGCGUCCAGGCCAACCUGGGUGCGAAGAACCACGCCGCUGUCCUUCCCGACUGCAACAAGAACCAUGCGCUGAAUGCCAUUGCCGGUGCUGCCUUUGGUGCUGCUGGUCAGCGAUGCAUGGCUUUGAGCACUCUGGUUAUGAUUGGCGAGACCAAGGACUGGGUCCCUGAGAUUGCCGAGCGCGCAAAGGAGCUUCAGAUGAAUGGAGGCUUUGAGGAGGGUGCGGACCUUGGACCUGUAAUCAGCCCAGAGUCGAAGAAGAGAAUUGAGGACCUGAUUGCAAGUGCUGAGGCGGAGGGUGCUACGAUUCUCCUUGACGGCCGCGGCCAGAAGCCUCCGUCUGACAAGUAUGCCAACGGUAACUGGGUAGGCCCUACCAUCAUCGCCAAUGUCAAGCCCCACAUGAAGUGCUACACAGAGGAGAUUUUUGGCCCCGUCCUUGUCUGCUUGAACGUUGAGACUAUCGACGAGGCUAUUGACAUGAUCAACGCAAACGAGUACGGCAACGGAACAGCCAUCUUCACACGCUCAGGUGCGACUGCCGGUCGCUUCCAGCGCGAGAUUGAGGCGGGUCAGGUUGGUAUCAACGUACCCAUUCCCGUCCCUCUCCCCAUGUUCUCCUUCACCGGCAACAAGAAGUCGGUUGCAGGCGGCGGCGCAAACACCUUCUACGGCAAGCCUGGUCUGCAGUUCUAUACGCAGUUGAAGACGGUCACGAGUCUGUGGAGGAGCGAGGAUGCGGUGGCGACCAAAGCGUCUGUGAAUAUGCCCACGCACAGCUAG
Cucurbitaria berberidis CBS 394.84 is the source of this 1632-nucleotide messenger RNA. RefSeq names its product Methylmalonate-semialdehyde dehydrogenase. The record is from RefSeq and is a predicted model, not a curated record. Bases 1 to 1632 code for a protein of 543 amino acids. The transcript is spliced from 3 exons. Gene Ontology annotation, molecular function: methylmalonate-semialdehyde dehydrogenase (acylating, NAD+) activity; malonate-semialdehyde dehydrogenase (acetylating, [NAD(P)+]) activity. NCBI's taxonomy places the organism in Eukaryota, Fungi, Ascomycota, Dothideomycetes, Pleosporales, Cucurbitariaceae. Gene Ontology annotation, biological process: thymine catabolic process; L-valine catabolic process. Gene Ontology annotation, cellular component: mitochondrion.